AUGACUACCACGCUUCUUUCACCACCGUAUCCUAUCAUGAAUGUUAUCGGUGCCUCGGUCUCUGAAGCUGCUCCAACAGGUGCUCACGAAACAAGAGAUAUCGUUCUUCCAAACCAAACCGAACACGUCUCUCAAAUCGCUGUCGACAUUGGUGGUUCACUAGCCAAGAUUGUCUACUUCACAUCAUCUGCUGAUCGCAAAGGAGGAAGACUUCAUUUCAAAAAGUUCGAGACUGAAAAGAUCGACGAGUGUAUCGACUAUAUCGCUGAACUCGUUGCAGACUCUCGCCACCUUAUGAACAAUGGACAAGAGCAGGUUCUCAAAGCCACGGGUGGUGGUUCUCAUCUUUAUUACGACAAGCUGUCAAAACGACUUCCCGGCAUAGUCGUACAAAAAGAGGAUGAAAUGGAAUGUCUUAUCACAGGUUUGAACUUUUUCAUCACCGAGAUACCAUACGAGGUCUUUACAUACAAUGAGCAAUUGGAGGAGAAUCCCAUGCAAUUUGAAGAGACAACUCAGGCCAUAUACCCGUAUUUGCUGGUCAAUAUUGGAUCCGGUGUGAGCAUACUCAAAGUAACAGGUCCAGACGAUUUCUCUCGUGUUAGCGGCACAUCUUUGGGUGGCGGUACACUUUGGGGUCUUUUGUCAUUAUUGACCGAAGCAAGCACAUUCGAUGAUAUGCUUGAAAUGUCACAAAAGGGCGACAAUCGCAAUGUAGAUCUCUUAGUAGGAGAUAUCUAUGGAUCGGAUUACAGCAAACUCGGACUCAAAUCAACACGGAUAGCAUCAAGCUUUGGCAAGGUGUUCAAACAAGGUGUUAGACAAUCAAAAGAUAGCUUCUCUCAUGCCGACAUAUCCAAGAGCCUGUUAUUCAUGGUUAGCAAUAACAUUGGUCAGAUUGCUUAUCUCAACGCAAAACAACAUGGCUUGAAGCGGAUCUAUUUCGGCGGCUGCUUUAUACGAGGACAUCCCAUAACCAUGAACACAUUGUCUUACGCCAUCAACUUUUGGUCUGGAGGUGAAAUCAAGGCAUUAUUCCUUCGACAUGAAGGUCACUUGGGUGCUACGGGUGCUUUCCUCAAACACAAGCCUAUUCGUAAGGCGCGACAUUCUUUCUCCUAUUCAGAGGACUUCCGACCAGACACGGCAUCCACACCUAGCGGCGUAUACGAUGUCAUAGAGAAAACAAACUUAGAGCUUCGGUCCGAGGACGCGAUAUAA
Messenger RNA from Lichtheimia ornata, 1221 nucleotides. RefSeq names its product pantothenate kinase. The transcript has 9 exons. The record is from RefSeq and is a predicted model, not a curated record. NCBI's taxonomy places the organism in Eukaryota, Fungi, Mucoromycota, Mucoromycetes, Mucorales, Lichtheimiaceae. The coding region runs from base 1 to 1221 and encodes 406 amino acids. Gene Ontology annotation, cellular component: nucleus; cytosol. Gene Ontology annotation, molecular function: pantothenate kinase activity; ATP binding. Gene Ontology annotation, biological process: coenzyme A biosynthetic process.